Molecule: messenger RNA, 2024 nt
Organism: Camelus dromedarius (Arabian camel)
Lineage: Eukaryota; Metazoa; Chordata; Mammalia; Artiodactyla; Camelidae
Gene: KPRP
Product: keratinocyte proline rich protein
Exons: 1
Coding region: 1-1599 (532 amino acids)
Source: RefSeq, a predicted model, not a curated record
AUGUGUGACCAGCCACAGAUUCAGUGUUGCCUGCCACAAUCCCAGUGCUUUGUGAAGGGUUCUCUUAUCCACCCCUCCCAGCCCCUCUCUGCCAAGAGCCAGGUGAUGGUCCAAGCCCCUUGUGAGAUGCAAAUUGUGGAGUGCCCUGCACCAUGCCCAGUUCAAGCUUCCCAGGUGAAGUGCCAGGCUCCACGCCCGUCUAAGACCACCCAGGCUCCGUGCCAGGCUCCAUGCCAGCCUCAGAUCUCCUGGACCCAAGACGCAGGCCGGUCUGAGGUAUCCCACGUGCAAUAUGAAGCCCCAUACCCUGUGCAGACCUGCUUUGUGGAAUGUGCUCCAGCUUGCUACCCAGAAAUUUGCUACGUGGAAUGCCCAGUCCACACCUAUGCACCCUGUCCAGCUCCUCAGCCGGUCAGGAAUUAUGUAGCAGGACCCCCAGUAUGCCAGACGCAGGGGAGAUUCUCUACCCAGGGCCGAUAUCAGGGCUCCUACAGCAGCUGUGCCCCCCAGCAUCAGUCCCGGGCUUCAUUUGGCACCUCUGCACCCCGAUGCCAGACCCAGGGCUCUUAUGGGGGCUUCACUGCACAGCGUCGCUCUCAGAGCACCAGCAGAUGCCUCCCUCCUCGCCAGCUGCAGCCUUCUAGCCGCAGCUGCUCCCCGCCGCGGCGCUCCGUGCCCUACUACAGCAGCUGCCUGCCACCAAGAUGCUCCUCGGGCUCCUCCAGUUACUGCACCCCGCCCCGCCGCUCUGAGCCCAUCUACAGCAGCGGCUGUCCGCGGCGUCCCACGUCAGGCUGCUCCCAGAGGUGUGGACCCAAGUGCCGAAUAGAGAUUUCCUCCCCGUGCUGCCCCAAGCAGGUCCCCCCUCAGAAGUGUUCUGUUCAGAUUCCUCCCAUCAGACGCUGCCCCGAGAGUUGUGCCCCACGACCCUCCUGGGGUACCUCCUGCCCGGAGCUGAGGCCACGCGUAGAGCCACGUCCAUGCUCAAGCUUCUGUCCUCCGCAGCGUGUGAACCAAUGUCCAGAGCCGUCACUGAAGCCAUGUCCACGUCCUUCUCCACGCCCACGUCCCCUUCCGGCUCCACGCACGUACCCACGGCCAGAACCGUGUGCAAGUCCAGAGUUCCGGCCAUGUCCUCCACCAUGGCGACUUUCAGAACCCAGUCUGUGUCCGGAGCCACGUCCAGCCCCGCGUCCUCACCCAGCAGAGUGUGAGCUUCCAGAGCCAUGUCCACGUCCACAGCCCCGUGAGCGUCCAGAAUCUUGUCUGCCUCCAGAACCAAUUCCUCUUCCUCCACCCUGCCCAAGCCCAGAGCCAUGUGUGGCGCCUCCGCGUUGUCUCGGCCCAUGCUUGGGCCCAAAUCCAAUGCCAAGCACAGGAGACCUAGGCUGUCGUGAGUCCAGUCCAUGCCGCCUGGAUACCGAGGCCCCCAGCUAUGGCCCAGCUGGUUAUAACCAGGGGCAGGAAAGUGAUGCUAGCUGUAGACCUUGUGAUGUGUUUCCAGAGCCGAGGGGUCUUGGUGGGUGCAGAGACCAAGGAGGCACCUGUGUUGGAGUGAAAAGUGGGGUCUGUGCUGGAGCAAAGAGUGCCUAUUUUUAAAGAAAGUGUGACUGAGACAUCCUUGCCUCCUGCCCUGAAAAUGUUGCUCCUGCAUUCCCAUCUGCCACAGUUUCCAACAUGUUCUUGUUUGUGUGUCUCCAAAGAUGUUCAGAGCCUCCCUGCUGCAGAGGUGAUGUCCAAACUCCUUUGCGUGCCAUCUCAGGGUCCACACCUGAGUCUCAGGCACCUCUCCAGCCUCACGUCUGACUCCUCCCUUGAACACACCCUCAGUUCUAGCCAGGCCUGUUUGGCCACCAGCGCACAUGUCUUGGGAGUUCCCCAGGACACGCCUUCGGUGUCCUUGCCUCCAAGCCUCUUUUCACUCUUUCCCCAAGACCUGGACCACUUCUCUGCUACUUCCAGCAUCUGAAAUCCAACCCAUCUUUCAAGACCUCUUCCUUGGAGUCUUUUCUCCUUGUUCCUAC